AUGAGACCUCUACUUCUCAUCACUGCUGUUUUUCGUGUGAUCUCUGUAUUGUCGACGUCAUGUGAGAUGUUAAAGAAGUCUCAUUAUGAUUACUCAACAUUACUGAAAAGAGGAGCCGCUUCUGAUCUGAAAAUCUGCACUGGGAAAAAUGCAUGUUGUACGAAAAGUAUUGAGGAUGAGAUUCUACAAAGUGCGGAGAAGAUCUUUAAAGCCCAGUUAGAGGACAAACUGAUUGUUCUGCGUCAUAUGAUUAAUUCAGAUCUCAAUAGUUUUAGAACGUACUACUACAAUUCGUUGAAUACUUGCCAUGAGCACUUGGACGCACUGUUCGAUCGUACUUAUGGUUCUUUCUACCAGACUAAUUCUCAGGCGUUCGAGACGUUCUUCAAUCGACUACGAGCUUUCUCAUCACCGUUUUCGGACACCAAAGUGACACAGGUUGUUCGGAAGUUGCUUGAGGAUCUGUUCGUCAUAAUGUUCCAACUGAUGAAUCCUAUGCACAUUGUGAAAGUCGACCAACGUCGUUGUAUGAUUGAAAGUAUGGACGAAAUCGCACCAUUUGGAGACGUACCAAAAAAGAUCAUUACGAAUUUGGAGAAAUCACUUAAUUUUUGGAAACACUUCGUUACCGCACUCGUUAACGUGCACAACACCUUGGAGGGUUUCAUGAAUGCUUCGGUGUCGAAUGAGUGCAGACAAAAUUUGGCGCGUAUGUGGGAUUGUUCGUUGUGCAGUGGUGUCCAGGAGUCGAGACCCUGCCCAAGUCUUUGUAUGAACGUGAUGAAAGGAUGUCUUGCCGACUGGGCCGAAAUCGACCAACAAUGGAACGCUGUCGUCGAUUCGAUGUUGAAAAUCUCAUUCAAACUUCGCGGUGCUCAAAAUCUUCAUCACGCACUUCAACCGCUACCCGUUCAGUUCAGUGAAGCCGUCAUGGAAAUGCAGGAACGAGGCAUUACAGUCUCAAAUAAGGUGAUUGCUCGCUGUUACACUAUUGGCGAAAUGAUUCCUUCACCUCUUCGACUGCUCCCUGUUCGACAUCGCCGUGCAGUCCUAAUCAAAACUAUUACUGAGCGAGCAGCAAACUAUGGAAAAGUGUUGAAUUCGCUGAUGCAAAUGUUCACCCAGCGGAUCAGUUCUCUACGUGGUUGGUUUUCUUCGUUGCCAAGAGCGUUCUGCUUCGAUUCUGGAUUGAUAGCUACAGAUGACGACAGAUGUUGGAACGGCAACGAGACUACCUCUUAUGGGAAACAUGUGGUCGCUGAUGGAUUGCAAAGUCAAAAUGCGAAUCCGGAGUACAAGUCAUCAGGAUUUUUACCUUAUAAAAGUGAGUAA
Messenger RNA from Angiostrongylus costaricensis, 1332 nucleotides. Lineage: Eukaryota; Metazoa; Nematoda; Chromadorea; Rhabditida; Metastrongylidae. The record is from the annotation of a GenBank genome assembly.